This is a messenger RNA of Branchiostoma floridae (Florida lancelet), 1267 nucleotides long. Its product is annotated as aggrecan core protein-like. The transcript has 2 exons. The record is from RefSeq and is a predicted model, not a curated record. The coding region runs from base 100 to 1125 and encodes 341 amino acids. Lineage: Eukaryota; Metazoa; Chordata; Leptocardii; Amphioxiformes; Branchiostomatidae.
CAGGUGUAGUUCCUGGUGACAGGUACCAGCGUGGUGGUGGCUCCAGGUGCAGGUGUGUUGCCUACAGGUGCCGUGGUAUUUCCAGAUACUGAUGAGACAAUGGGAGUUGACUGGGUGGGAACUACAGAUGCAGGGGUGGUGACUGUGGAAACUACAGGUGCAGGGGUGGAGACUGUGGAAACUACAGGUGCAGGGGUGGUGACUGUGGAAACUACAGGUGCAGGGGUGGUGACUGUGGAAACUACAGGUGCAGGGGUGGUGACUGUGGAAACUACAGAUGCAGGAGUGGAGACUAUGGAAACUACAGAUGCAGGGGUGGAGACUGUGGAAACUACAGAUGCAGGGGUGGAGACUGUGGAAACUACAGGUGCAGGGGUGGAGACUGUGGAAACUACAGGUGCAGGGGUGGUGACUGUGGAAACUACAGGUGCAGGGGUGGAGACUGUGGAAACUACAGGUGCAGGGGUGGUGGCUGUGGAAACUACAGGUGCAGGGGUGGUGACUGUGGAAACUACAGAUGCAGGAGUGGAGACUGUGGAAACUACAGAUGCAGGGGUGGAGACUGUGGAAACUACAGGUGCAGGGGUGGUGGCUGUGGAAACUACAGGUGCAGGGGUGGUGACUGUGGAAACUACAGGUGCAGGGGUGGUGACUGUGGAAACUACAGAUGCAGGGGUGGUGACUGUGGAGGCUACAGGUGCAGGGGUGGUACUUGCAGGUGGUGCAACUGUGGUAUUUCCAGAAAAAGGUAUUGCUGAUGUGACAUUUGGAGGUAACUGGGUGGAAACUACAGAUGCAGGGGUGGAGACUGUCAAAACUACAGAUGCAGGGGUGGUACUUGCAGGUGGUGCAGCUGUGGUAUUUCCAGAAAAAGGUAUUGCUGAUGUGACAUUUGGAGGUAACUGGGUGGAAACUACAGAUGCAGGGGUGGAGACUGUCGAAACUACAGAUGCAGGGGUGGUACUUGCAGGUGGUGCAGCUGUGGUAUUUCCAGAAAAAGGUAUUGCUGAUGUGACAUUUGGAGGUAACUGGGUGGAAACUACAGAUGCAGGGGUGGAGACUGUGGAAACUACAGGUGCAGGGGUGGAGACUGUGGAAACUACAGGUGCAGGGGUGGUACUUUGAGGUGGUGCAGCUGUGGUAUUUCCAGAUAAAGGUAUUGCUGAUGUGACAUUUGGAGUUGACUGGGUGGAAACUACAGAUGCAGGGAUGGAGACUGUGGAAGAUACAGGUCCAGAUGUUGAGUCAAGUGUUGUGUUGAAGGGAU